Molecule: messenger RNA, 1214 nt
Organism: Arachis duranensis
Lineage: Eukaryota; Viridiplantae; Streptophyta; Magnoliopsida; Fabales; Fabaceae
Source: RefSeq, a predicted model, not a curated record
UGGCCCCUAUUUAGUGGGUUAGUUAAUUGGGUGGUACAAGGCAGAGCCCACCACCACUGUGCAGCUCAGCAGCACCAUGACUACUAACCUUGUUAAGAACAAAACCUGAAAAGCCAACUCUGAAAGCAUCGACAACUGAAAUCAAAACACCUUCUUGACUUCUUUCAAUCUCUCAUCAAAUGGAGUCCACUCCGGAGUUUUACCAGAACGUCGUCGUAAUGAGACACGGCGAUCGCAUCGACAACUUCGACCAUUCCUGGGUCUCCACCGCCGCCCGCCCCUGGGACCCACCGCUCGUUCAACAAGGCCGCGUCUUCGUCUCCCCCUUCCUCCGCUGCGUUCAAACCGCCGCCGAAGUUGUCUCUGCCCUCUCCGCCGUCUCCGACUCCCCUGACGCCCUCACCGGCGACGCCCCUCCCAUCGAUCCUUCCAAAAUCAAGGUUUCUGUUGAAUAUGGAUUGUGUGAAAUGAUGAGCAGAGAAGCUAUCAGGCUUGAUGUUGCUCCAAAAGAUGGAAAUUGGGGUUUUGAUAUAUCCGAGCGCCAAGCCAUGCUUCCACCUGGCACAGUUGAUGAAAAUGCAGUAAAAAUCUAUAAAGAGUUGCCCCGGUGGGAAGAGCCUGUUUUGCAAACUAAGGCAAGAUAUCAGCACAUCGUCAAAGACCUCGCGGAUAAACAUCCUACUGAAAACUUGCUGCUUGUCACACAUGGGGAAGGAGUUGGGGUUGCUCUUUCUUCAUUCAAGAAGGGUACAACAGUUUAUGAAGUUGAUUACUGUGGAUAUGUGGAACUUCGACGCCCUAUUUUCAAGAAAGACCAAUCAUUUGUUGCUGGGGAGUUUGAAGUAACUGGCCAAACAGCUGUAAACUUCAUCUCCUCCGAAAUCCUUUGAGCAAUCACAAUCACCAUCACUAUCUCUUGGACUCCAUUUCAUGACUCCACUGUUGUGUUGUCAAAUGCGAAUUAUUAGUUCGAAUUUAGUAGCAGAAUUAAAACACCAUUAGAUUAUGCUUCCCACAAUGUCGUUUGCCUUGAUUGACUACUAGUAAACAUUGGAGAAAAAGAAAUUAGGUGGAAAAGCGAUAGAAACAAGUGGACUCAAUUCUUCCAUUUAUUCAAAAUAAGUUGAAAAUUUACAUUAAUCUAAAUCAAGCUAUGGACAAUAUUAUGUUUGAUAGAAUUGAAUUUAAUGGUGAUGUAUUAUCGCUUCAUAGAA